Messenger RNA from Saccostrea cuccullata (small rock oyster), 1561 nucleotides. RefSeq names its product prolyl 4-hydroxylase subunit alpha-1-like. NCBI's taxonomy places the organism in Eukaryota, Metazoa, Mollusca, Bivalvia, Ostreida, Ostreidae. Bases 52 to 1227 code for a protein of 391 amino acids. The record is from RefSeq and is a predicted model, not a curated record. Gene Ontology annotation, cellular component: endoplasmic reticulum. Gene Ontology annotation, molecular function: L-ascorbic acid binding; iron ion binding; protein binding. Gene Ontology annotation, biological process: peptidyl-proline hydroxylation to 4-hydroxy-L-proline. The transcript is spliced from 11 exons.
UUUCGAGAAUUUUACCGCAAGAAGGAACUUGAAAUAUCAAAAUGGCCGACGAUGGAUGACCUUCACGGUGCCAUGACAGGACUUCUCCAGGUUUGGUCAGUUUAUCACUUGAAUGCAGAUGACGUCAUUGCUGGUGUCAUUUUUGGUGCUCCAUCAACACCGUUGUCAACAGAUGAUAUACUUCUUCUGGCUGAGCAUGCGCGGAAACUGGAGUUUUACACAAAAGAAAUUGCUCUUCGCCAAGAGUUCAUGAAACGUCUUCAACUGGAAGAAAAAGAGCAUUUAAAACAUACUUUAAAGUUGGCAAAAGCUUAUCACAAUAACAAGAUGUCAAACACAGCAAUGAAACUUUUAUCGCCUCUUCUACUGACAGCACACGGCAAAGUAAAACCACUUCUGAUUAAAUAUGGACAAGCAGCAAAAAAUCAAAUUACACCGACAGGAGAAGUCAACGAAGAAAGACAGAUUGCUUCUGAGUCCGACCCACUUUGUCGAGGAAUCACCAAGACACCCAAAGAACGUUCAGAACUGCACUGCACUUUAAGAACUAAAAUCCCGUAUUACUUAGUCAAAGAAGAGGUCCUUCAUGUUCACCCGAGAGUGUCGCUUUUUCACGAGGUCUUAUCCGAGGACGAUAUCAAAACUUUGAAAAGAUACACAGCUCAACAGGUCAGUAAACCCUCUCCAGCUGAGACUGAAUUCGUCGACCUUGCAAUGACUAUAUAUCAGUUAAAUGAGAAAAAAUUUAGGAGGUUGUCUGACAAGUUAAGCAGGAGGAUGUCCCUAAUAACUGGAUUGGGUACUCACUUAAAGACCUCCCAAUCAGAUGUCGAGGACUUUCAGGUAGUCAAUUACGGAGCGAGCGGUCAAUUUCCUCUACACAGCGACUGUAGGUCUGAGGCACUAUGGACGAGCACAGACGACAACCAGCUCCCUCUGUCUCCCUAUGUCAGAUAUUCAGGUGACAACAUAGCUACCUGGAUCUACUUCAUGAGUGAUGUUGGUGAAGGUGGUGCUACAAUAAUGCCAAAUCUGAAAGUCCGAGUAACCCCUGUUAAAGGAUCAGCUUUAUUUUUUUACAAUUACACACCCGACGGAAACUGUGAUUUACUCACUCAAUAUGGCACGUGUCCGGUGGCGCUAGGCACGCGGUGGGAUGCUGUAAAAUUAAUAAAACAAGGCGGACAAAUUUUCCGAAGAUUGUGUGACAUUUCAAAUGAUGAAUAAACUUUCGCAUACUAACAUUGUGCGUAAGAAGUGUUGCUUGUCUCAUUGUUGUUUACUUUGGUUACUGUAGUAGUAUAUUUGUAAUAUAUGGCUAACAACACAUUUCUGUAAAAUAUGUGCUUUAGUGCCCAUAAAGAAUUAAAAAAAUUAAAUAGUAUUUUACAAAAUAUGGGAAACUUAGUUUUAGAAAUUGUAAUUUAAUAAAAUGUGGAGCACGUAGUUCAAUUAGAAUAGGUCGGUAUAUAUGGUUGUCUAUUUCUUUUUGCGAGUCAUACAUGAUAUUAUAAGGUAUAGCAGAAUUGUUUUAUAACUUUUUACUAUGUAUUAUUUAUUU